AUGGAAUUAAUGUUCGAGAUCAUUUGUGUGAACUCCGCAAGUUUAGUGCCUGUCUCAUCAACCGAUGACGUUAUACAGCUGAUGGAUCUGGGACAAAUGAACCGUGCAUUUGCUGAACGAGUGGGGAGUGUCGAGCUAGGCGCUGCUCGUGUGAACAAAGAUAACUCAGAGGUCAAGGAGCUUAAAGAACAGAUUGCGAUUCUUAAAUUGGCUCUAGCGAGGAAAGGAAAUGGUAAUGAUGUACAGCCAAGCUCUAUACCAGUCAAUCGUGAGAGCAUAUCGAGAAGAAGAUCACUUGAAACUCCUACCAUUCGACCCAAACUUCCAACCAACCUGAGGCCCCAGGUUAUGGAUCUAAGUGGACCAGAGGCUUAUAGCGAUUUAACAACUUCAAGAAGACACAGCUUAGAUCUUCAUGAGCUAAUGCAAUCUUCUUCUCCGUCUUGGCGGAGGCAAACGCUCAAUGUAAAAGACGAGGAUGCAGAGUUUAAGUCAGGGGAGUGGAUCGAUAAGCACGAAGAGUCAAUUAACCCACAACUACGAUCACUAAAUUGUGGGAAACAAGAUUUGGAGGUGCAGAGUAUUACAGAUAACGAAUCUGAUGAAGGCGCGACAAGUGAUUGCUCUGAUCUGAUGUGGCGAUUAAACGUUCAAGUGAAUGUGCCCAGAGUUUAUAAUUUGCAAAGCGCAGCAAACCCCAAACCUAAGAAAAUCCAGCCCAGGACUGCUAAACCCUUAGAAACCAGAAGUUUAAUCCCGUCGCUGAUCCCAGCACCAAGCGAGACCUCCGAACACUACCUUGAAUUCGCAGCCGCAGCGACCAACUAG
Microthlaspi erraticum is the source of this 828-nucleotide messenger RNA. NCBI's taxonomy places the organism in Eukaryota, Viridiplantae, Streptophyta, Magnoliopsida, Brassicales, Brassicaceae. The record is from the annotation of a GenBank genome assembly.